Messenger RNA from Vicia villosa (hairy vetch), 1220 nucleotides. RefSeq names its product KH domain-containing protein At1g09660/At1g09670-like. Gene Ontology annotation, molecular function: mRNA binding. The record is from RefSeq and is a predicted model, not a curated record. NCBI's taxonomy places the organism in Eukaryota, Viridiplantae, Streptophyta, Magnoliopsida, Fabales, Fabaceae. The transcript has 8 exons. Gene Ontology annotation, biological process: regulation of mRNA splicing, via spliceosome. Gene Ontology annotation, cellular component: nucleus. Bases 157 to 1062 code for a protein of 301 amino acids.
AUAAAAUAAAAAAUAUAUAAAGAGGUAGACGGCAUUACUCUGGUUUCUCUUUCUUCCUCCUUUGGACUUUGGUUGGUAGUGUAGUCACCGACUGUAGUGUCGUGGCUCACCCUCACCCUCUCCUCUUCUCUCCUCCGACUCCGUGACUCCAACAAGAUGGGAGAGAGGAUCCCAUCUGGGAACGGAAAUGGGAAUGGGAAUGGAAGUUAUUUUCAGUUCCCUCCUCCCGGUCCUUCUCCUGUCCGGUCUUCCGAUCAUCGUGAAAGAUUUUUGGCUGAAUUAUUGGCGGAGAGGCAGAAAUUGGGACCCUUUUUGCAAGUUCUCCCACAAUGUACCAGGCUCUUGACUCAAGAAAUCAGACGGAUAUCCGGAUGUAAUCAAGGUUUUCCGGAACAUGAAAGAUUUGAGCAAGACAGUCCAUUCAGGCCAUUAGGUCAACAUCCAAAUAGUAGGCCAAUGGAUAUGGAGGGAUGGCCUGCUGUACCUAGAGAGUUCUACAUGCAGGACAAUGGAAAUAUCCAAAGAAUGGGACCAUUUCAAGCACCACCAGUGGGUUGGCAUGGGGCACAAGGAAUUCCGACGACUCCUGUAGUGAAGAGAGUUAUCAGGCUUGACGUCCCUGUUGACAAAUAUCCAAAUCAGUAUAAUUUUGUUGGUCGGAUUCUGGGACCUCGCGGGAACUCAUUAAAAAGAGUGGAAGCGAUGACAAAGUGUAGGGUUUACAUCAGAGGCUGCGGCUCUGUGAAGGAUUCUAUUAAGGAAGAGAAGCUUAAAGAUAAACCCGGGUAUGAGCACCUUAACGAGCCAUUGCACUUGUUGGUGGAGGCAGAGUUUCCCGAGGAUAUAAUCAAUUCACGCUUGGACCAUGCUGUUGCAGUACUAGAAAAUCUUUUGAAGCCCGUGGAUGAAUCACUUGAUCACUAUAAGAAGCAGCAAUUGCGGGAGCUAGCUAUGCUUAAUGGUACUCUGAGGGAAGAAAGUCCCAGUAUGAGCCCGAGUAUGAGUCCGAGUAUGUCACCUUUCAAUAGUAAUGGAAUGAAACGUGCCAAGACAGGAAGAUGACCUCAGUAUGUUAACAGUGGAUCUUACAUUUUUCUCAAGCUAGGUUAUUAGCAUCUGAUUUAGAAUUUGUGGCCGUCUUUCUGCUGAUUUUAUUCACCAGAAACACCUUUGGGACUGAAUCUCCUCUACCAGCUUGCAGGGAUGGUCAUUGGUCUAUC